Dendroctonus ponderosae (mountain pine beetle) is the source of this 516-nucleotide messenger RNA. RefSeq lists its product as uncharacterized. The record is from RefSeq and is a predicted model, not a curated record. The coding region runs from base 85 to 516 and encodes 143 amino acids. NCBI's taxonomy places the organism in Eukaryota, Metazoa, Arthropoda, Insecta, Coleoptera, Curculionidae. The transcript is spliced from 3 exons.
GCAUGUGGCUGAGUGUGUUUCAAUAUUAUUUUUAUAGUGGGUUGAAUAGUUUUUAAGUGCUCUAAUGAUCAUUACGAAUACAAUAUGAGUACAAAUAGAGUGCAAAUAAUUUCCAUCUUCAUAGUGUCGUCACUUUGGUUGAAUCAACCAGUAAUCAGUAAAAGCCAAGAAAACCCAACCCACCGAUUAAACACUGAAGCAAUAAUUGACGAUUCCAGUGCUGAAGACACUCAUUUGCCAUAUGCCAAUAAACAUUUACUCACGUACGAGGAUUCUAAUAAGCAGACAAAAAAUGAAAGCGCUUUACGCACUAAGAACGACUUGAAAACAUAUAAGGAAAAUGAAAGCACUACAAACGAUGCUAAAUCGGUUAUUGGCACUGUGUUUAAUACUAAGAAUGAUAAUAAGACAUUGGCAAGGGAAACUGAAGAUGCGUGCUUUGAACUCUCACCAAGUAGUUGUGAGAAAACUGAGGACAACUGUCAAUUUUCAAAAGCGAGAAUCGGAAGAAAUUGA